Messenger RNA from Microthlaspi erraticum, 1377 nucleotides. NCBI's taxonomy places the organism in Eukaryota, Viridiplantae, Streptophyta, Magnoliopsida, Brassicales, Brassicaceae. The record is from the annotation of a GenBank genome assembly.
AUGAAUUUUCCGGCCAUCGCUCAUGAAUCGAAUGUUGUCUCCAUCAAUGUUGGAGGUCGAGUCUUCCAGACGACGAAGCAAACCUUAACCCAAGCUGGAUCCGAUUCUCUUUUCUCCCGUCUCGCUACUGAGUCAACUCGUUUCGUCGAUCGAGAUCCCGGUUUGUUCUCCGUCCUACUCUACAUACUCCGUACGGGGAAUCUACCCGCGAGAUCACGCGAAUUCGAUGUUCGGGAUCUCAUCGAGGAAUCCAAACACUACGGAAUCGAGUCUUUCCUGAUCGAUUCCCUCUCGAAUCCGUCGCAGUUCGAGGCGUUCGAUCUCCGCAAAUCUCGCCUACUCCCGUUGAGCGGCCGAGACUCUCCGUCGACGAUCGCGCCGACGGCUAACGGCGGAGGCCUCCACGUGGCGCACGGGAGCAAAAUCACAUCCUUCGACUGGUCGUUGCGGCGGAAAUCGACGGUGCUGACGAGUUUCCCCGCCGUGGAUUCCCUCCUGGAAAUCUCUCCGGGAGUUUUAGCCGCCGGAGCCACCGAUUUCCCAGGUUUGCAAAUCAUCGAUCUCGGAAACGACGGAUUCGUUCGCACGACUCUGAAUUGGGAAAAUUUGACCAGCAGCUCCACUGUUCAAGCCAUAGGCGCUUCCUCUGAGUUCCUAUUCACCAGCUUUGAAUCCAGCAGAAGGAAUUCGAAUUCGAUAAUGGUGUAUGACCUCUCCACCUUGCUGCCUGUGUCAGAGAUCGAUCGUUGCGAGAUCUACGGUGGUUCUGCUGACAUUGAUUCGGCGAUCCCAUCGACUAAGCUGAGAUGGAUUGAGAGCUGUAACCUGUUGAUGGUCUCAGGCUCUCAUAGUAGUCCGUCAGGUGUGAAUGGCCACGUCAGGUUUUGGGAUGUUAGGUCAAGGAACAUGGUUUGGGAGAUGAAGGAGAAGCAAGAUUGUUUCUCCGAUGUUACAGUCUCGGAUAAUCUCUCGGCGGUGUUCAAGGUCGGUGUGAGUUCAGGGGAAGUUUUCUACACGGAUUUGAGGAGUUUAGGAGCGAAAGAUGAUGAAUGGGUUUGUCUUGGGGAAGAGGAGAAGAAGAGAAGCUAUGGGAAUGAGAGGAAAGGAGUUGGGUGUAAGAUAGAGAGCUAUGGGAAUCAUGUUUUCUGUAGUAAAGGAAGUGGGAUCGAGCUUUGGUCAGAAGUGAUCACGGGAUUGGUGGGGAAUGCGAGCAGGGAUGUAUCGGAAGAGAGGGUGUUUAGGAAGAAUAGGUUGGGUGGUGAGGGAGAGAAGAAGGUGACUGGAUUGGUGUUUGGAGGAAACAGAAUGUUUGUGAGCCGAAAGGAUCAACAGUGUAUCGAGGUUUGGCAAAGUCCUAGUCGUGGAGUGUCGAUCUAA